UUGCAGAAUUAAUAUUCGGUAGAAAUGCAUAAACCAAAACCUACCAACCUAGAGGGGGUUUGCAGGCGGCACAUUUGUCCUCAUCAGUCUCAGAGGCCAAGCAGAGGUGGUGAAGCCUGAAAGUGAGCUCAAGAUAGGGAAGGAAGGAGCCAACGAAGAAGAGCCAGGAGAGGUCCAAGAUUCCCUCUGGACCUUGGUUGGGUUCCCUUGUUUUUCCUUGGCUCAUUGCGAGGUCCUGGAUUUUGUGGCCGGCGGCUGCUGCGAGAAAGGUGGGGGUUUUGGUUUGGGGACUCUAGCCGCCACCAAUCAUUUGGUUCUGUUCUCUUGGGAUCAUCCGGACCUGCCAUUGCAAAAUUUGUAAGUAUCAGGUGCUGUUGCAGAAGUUGGUGAGGAAAGGGGUUAGCUGGAUUUUACAAGAACCAGCUGCUUCAAAUUGGGGAAUUUAACAUCUUCAGCUCCAUCUAGUUGAUUCUUGGAUUUGGGGCAUGGAGAGGCAGACCAGUUUCCAUCUGGGCGCGCUGGAGAAGCUCAAGAGCUUCCGGGGGAUCGAGAACUUCAGGAGGAGCAAGGACAGCCCCGGCAAGCGCGGCGACACGGCGCUCCACCUGGCGGCGAGGUCCGGGAGCGUCGCCCAUGUCCAGAAGAUCCUCGCCGAGUUCGACCGGGAGCUGGUCGGGGAGUUGGCGGCCCGGCCGAACCAGGACGGGGAGACGCCGCUGUACGUCGCCGCCGAGAAGGGGCACACCGAGGUGGUGCGCGAGAUCCUGAAGGUGUCUGAUGUGCAGACGGCGGGGAUCAAGGCCAGCAACAGCUUCGAUGCCUUCCAUGUCGCGGCGAAGCAGGGCCAUCUCGAAGUUUUGAAGGAGCUUUUGCAGGCUUUUCCUGCUCUAGCUAUGACUACGAAUUCUGUGAAUGCUACAGCUUUGGAAACUGCUGCCAUUCAAGGCCACAUUGAUAUUGUCAACCUUCUUCUGGAAACUGAUGCUAGCCUUGCCAAAAUUGCAAGAAAUAAUGGGAAAACAGUCCUGCAUUCAGCAGCAAGAAUGGGCCAUGUGGAAGUUGUAAGAUCAUUGUUAAAUAAAGAUCCAGGUAUUGGUUUAAGAAAAGACAAGAAGGGUCAAACAGCCCUACACAUGGCUUCAAAAGGAACAAAUGCCGAAAUUGUGGUCGAGUUGUUGAAGCCUGAUGUCUCAGUUAGUCAUCUAGAAGACAACAAGGGGAACAGACCACUGCAUGUUGCAAGUCGGAAGGGAAAUAUCGUUAUAGUGCAAAUUCUGCUAUCAAUUGAGGGGAUUGAAGUCAACGCGGUAAAUAGAUCUGGAGAGACUGCUCUUGCUAUCGCUGAGAAGAUCAACAAUGAAGAACUUGUUAACAUCCUGAGAGACGCCGGUGGAGAAACUGCAAAAGAGCAAGUGCAUCCUGCAAACCCAGCAAAGCAACUUAAGAAGACCGUGAGUGACAUUAGACAUGAUGUCCAGUCCCAGAUCAAGCAAACACGCCAGACCAAGAUGCAAGUCCAGAAGAUCAAGAACCGGCUUGAAAAGCUCCACAUUGGCGGGCUCAACAACGCCAUCAACUCCAACACCGUCGUCGCGGUCCUCAUCGCCACCGUCGCCUUCGCAGCCAUAUUCACCGUCCCUGGUAAUUUCGUGGAGGACAUGAGCCAAGCAGGGCCUGACAUGUCCUUGGGGCAGGCGUACGUGGCAAGCAACCCGGCCUUCAUCGCGUUCCUGGUCUUCGACUCCCUGGCCCUCUUCAUCUCGCUCGCCGUCGUGGUCGUCCAGACCUCGCUCAUCGUCGUGGAGCAGAAGGCCAAGAGGAGGAUGGUGUUUGUGAUGAACAAGCUGAUGUGGCUGGCGUGCCUCUUCAUCUCGGCGGCCUUCAUCGCCUUAACAUAUGUUGUGGUCGGCAACAGCGACUGGUGGCUGGCCUGGUGCACAAUGGCGAUCGGCGCCGUGAUCAUGCUGACCACCCUUGGCUCCAUGUGCUACUGCAUCGUCGCACACAGGAUGGAGGAGAAGAGCAUGAGGAAGAUCAGGAAGGCCUCUGGGAGCCAGUCCCACUCGUGGUCCAUGCCCGUUGACUCGGACCCGGAGAUGAUGAACACCGAAUACAAGAAGAUGUAUGCACUGUAGCCCGCGGUAAAAAUGGCAUCACGAGGAUCUGUACAUAACUAAGCGAUGUUUCGCUCGAGGUUAUUGGACCAAAGGAAUGACAGCAUCGAUGUGGGAAUUGGCAUGAACUGGUGCCAGUAUUUAGCUGAAAACAGUGAGUGAGGGUGACAGUACAAUGAUGGACUCAUGGUAUAGGAUCAAUGAUGUGUCCAUUACUCCAUUUCCAAGUCCAAUGGGCAUUUUAUAAGUUGUAUUUGUAGUGAUUGAAUAAGAUUAAAGUAAAAGCAUUUCCUCUCCCAUCUCACUAUUUCCCAUGAGCUCCUCUCAAUAAGGGCCUUUGGAAUGUAAAAUUUGAACAAAGCAGGAGUGUAGGAAAUCAAAAUAUAGCUAUUUGGAGGCUGGA
Brachypodium distachyon (stiff brome) is the source of this 2517-nucleotide messenger RNA. Its product is annotated as ankyrin repeat-containing protein At5g02620. Gene Ontology annotation, cellular component: plasma membrane. Gene Ontology annotation, molecular function: protein phosphatase regulator activity; protein phosphatase 1 binding. The transcript is spliced from 4 exons. Lineage: Eukaryota; Viridiplantae; Streptophyta; Magnoliopsida; Poales; Poaceae. The record is from RefSeq and is a predicted model, not a curated record. The coding region runs from base 486 to 2135 and encodes 549 amino acids.